Scophthalmus maximus (turbot) is the source of this 2603-nucleotide messenger RNA. Its product is annotated as Carbohydrate sulfotransferase 1-like. The coding region runs from base 557 to 1861 and encodes 434 amino acids. Gene Ontology annotation, molecular function: keratan sulfotransferase activity; N-acetylglucosamine 6-O-sulfotransferase activity. Gene Ontology annotation, cellular component: Golgi membrane. NCBI's taxonomy places the organism in Eukaryota, Metazoa, Chordata, Actinopteri, Pleuronectiformes, Scophthalmidae. Gene Ontology annotation, biological process: N-acetylglucosamine metabolic process; keratan sulfate proteoglycan metabolic process; carbohydrate metabolic process. The transcript is spliced from 3 exons. The record is from RefSeq and is a predicted model, not a curated record.
GAGGAGGACUGACACUCCGUGUCUUCAUGGUGGGAUGCUGGGAUGAUUGUUGAUGCCCGGGCCGAGGCUGAUGAAACCUGCCAGCAUGAAACAUGGGACAUCCUCUGCUCCUCUCACGUCAUGCGAGCGAGCACAUGAAAUAACUGAUGGUCACAGUUAGAGGAGGGUUCAAAUGUACGUUCGAGUUUAUUUACUGCCCUUUUAUUUCAACCCCCCCCCCCCCCGACAUCGAAGCCCUAAUGCACGUGGCGAGGCAAUCUCGCAUCCAAUCUGGAGACCGGGCUCCAGGAGCCUGUGUGGUCUCCGGGGGGCUGACACUUGUCUCCUCCUCCUCCUCCUCCUCACUCACUCAGCCUCUCGCCUCUCUCCAUCCAUGGCGCAUCUCCAGCUCUGACUGAAUCCACUCCGGUGUUGGGUACCGGCGGCGGCAGCAGCAGCUGAUCCCUCCUCCUCCUCGUCCUCGUCCUCCUCCUCCUCACCGCCACAGAGACACAAACUUUUACAAAUGCAGCAGGGCCGAGGACUGGGGAGGGAUCCUAUCUGAUCGAGUGCGUUCAUGCGUGAAGGAUGUAGAGCCAGAGGUGGGAGCAGGAUGGAGUGCUCCUGGAAGACGGUGCUGCUGCUGGUGUGCGCGUCUCUGGGGGUCCAGUACACGGCCAUCCGCACCCUGAGGGACUCGCUGUCCGGACCCUGUCAGGGGGCGGACCGCUGCCAGACCAGACAUCACAGAGACUCCAGGUGGAGAGGCUUGUGCGACGACGGUUGGACACCCGGGGAGUCGCCUCGGAAGCACAUCCUGCUGUUCGCCACCACGCGCAGCGGCUCCUCCUUCACCGGGCAGCUCCUCAACCAGCACCCGGGGAUCUUCUACGUGUUUGAGCCGCUCUACCACGUCCAGCAGGCCUUCACGAACUCCAGCAGCAGGCUGCGUCGCACCCUGGACCGCCGGGCCCUGCUGGGAGCCUACAGGGACCUCCUCCUCAAUCUGUACACGUGCGACCUUCACUUCAUGGAGAACUACAUCCGCCCAGAGCCCCAGGACCACACCACGAGCUCCUUCUUCCGCCGAAGCUCGAGCCACGCCCUCUGUUCCCCUCCCGUGUGCUCGGAAGGAGGGGAUGUGGCGGCCUCCGAUCCACCUGAUGAAAGCUGGUGUUCUAAAAAGUGCGGCUCCCUAAACCUCACUUCAGCUUCGGUGUCAUGUCUGUCGAGAGGACACAUAGCCAUCAAGACUGUGCGGGUGCCUGAAGUGGGGGACCUGCGGACCCUCACCGAAGAUCCACGCCUGGACCUUAAGAUCAUCCACCUGGUGAGGGACCCCAGGGCCAUUCUUGCCUCGCGCAUGAUGGCGUUCUCAGAUCAGUUCCGCGCUUGGAAAAUAUGGAACGCAACCGGACGGCAACCUCGCUACGUGGACCUGUCGCAGAUCACCAGCACCUGUAAGGACAUGGCGGCCUCCGCAGAGACAGGCCUGCAGAGGCCGGCGUGGCUACGGGGACGCUACCUCCUGGUGCGGUAUGAGGACCUGGCGUCCAAGCCAAAGGACAAGGCCACUGAGAUCUACAGGUUCGCGGGGCUGGAGAUGGAGGACAGGGUGCAGACGUGGAUCGCGAAGAACACCAACAGUAACGCGUCGUCUCUGUCCGAGUGGAGCUACAGAUACUCCACCACCAGGGACUCCCGGGCGACAGCAGAGAGCUGGAGGCUCCGGCUCAGCUUCGACAUCGUGAGAACUGUGCAAAAUCUGUGUAAUGACACUCUGGCGCUGCUCGGAUACAAGCAGGUUCACUCCGCGGCCGAGCUCCGGAACCUGUCCCAUAGUUUGGUGGAACACAGGACCUUUCAACCAGUCACAUCUUGAUAGACUUGGUUCAAGGUUUCUACAGAAAUUUUGCUGAUAUUUAUUUUUUCUCUGUCGCAGUGGUUAUAAAAAAAUGAAUGUAUUUUCCCUUUUUUAAGUUUUUGUUGAGGAUUUUUAAAAGUGCCAAAUUUCAAGUGUGUGUGUGUGUGUGUGUGAUGCUGGAAAUCGUACUGUUCCAGAAUAAACGACAGUAAACUGGUGUAUGUCUUGAUUGAAAAAUGAUUGUGAUAUAGUCCGCUGUUUUUCUUUUGUUAUGAUUCAAUUCUCUCUUUAUAGGAGUUUAAACGAGACACACACACACACACACACUGAAAACACAUACUUCAAAGAGUCUUGGUAGUAUUUUGUAAAGGAGUAAAUCUGACCAUAAGCCAGACAAAACGUGUGAUGUUCCUGAAGGUGAGACGCAGGAAGCAAAGGGGAUUUAUUUGUUAAUAAAAGAAGACGUCGCAGGCUUUGCAUUCCAAAUAUCCCUAAUGCAUAUUGGGAACGGGAUUAAAAUAUCACAUGGUGUAUAGGUAAAAUAUUUGUCCUAUGGUGCAAUCUAGUGCAGAGCGGCACAAUUUUCUAUGUGAGGAUGUUUGAAAUAUAUGAGAAGAUACUGUUUAUGUAUGUGCUGUUUUCUUCUUGCUGUGAAUAUUUAAAUACUGUAAAUACUCUUAACUGUUGGAAUGCAAAUGUAAGGUGCUGGAUAUGUUUGGGCAUUUUGUCGGUGUGUGGUUCAUAUUUUUUAGACUUUUUA